AUAUACCCAGAAUGAAGAGCGGUAUGGAAACAAAAGAGAAAGGGUGGAAGGAACGAGAAGAUGAGUGUAUUCGGAGGGGAUAGCUGGGGAAGAGAAGCACAAUACAGGAAGAGAAGAAUAGAUCAAGUUGUUAUCGAAGGGGUUGAUGGGUCAUGUUAUAAGAAGCUCUCUACGGGCAAAUACGUCUGUAUUGUCUGCCCUCACAAUCCCAUCCUCGAUUCACCUCUCAUGCUUUCUAUGCAUUGCAAAGGAUCACGUCAUAGGGCUGCAGAGUCCAAGCUGAAGGAAAAAGAACAUAUGAGACUAGAUGAAAUGAACAAGAGGAUAGCUUUGUCAAACCCUCCUACUUCCUCUGUUAACUCUAGUACCACCAUGCAAAAUGCUCAUUUAGGUAGCAAACCAUUGAUUCAAAUGGCACAAAGGGCUGCUUCUGAGACACUUACUGAUAAAACACCUGAACACAAUUUGAGAAAUGAUUACCAUGACAUGGUGCUGAGGCAGAAUGAUGUUAAAAAUGUGACACUUGACUUUUGUCAGAAUCACUCUUUCCCUACAAAGGAAACAUUGGACAAGUCAUUACAGAAGCCAUUGGAUUUUCAGGAACGUCAAGAGAGAGAACUUAAAUUUACAUCUGCAGGUUGGAAACGUGACUGCCAUGGUAAAUGGUACAAAGAUGAAAAUGUUGAAUUUGACUCAGAUGAAGAAGAUCCAAACUUGUUACUUGAUUGAAGAUUGACUGGGAACCCAUUGGAAAACUGGUGCUUACAGAUAAGCAAUCUUGUUGAUAUUGGAAGCAGUCCAGUACUUGAGGACUUGGUAUGCAAAAUUGAGUGCUGGCUGUGUUAUACAAUACUCAAUAACCCUUCUUAAACCUUUGUUUCUAUGCUAAUGCCUCUCUGGGGCAGUAGGAGCAAUGUACUGGAUAUAGCUAUUGAAUCAUGCUCUGUAUCUUCACAAUGCAGUUGUCUGAUGGAUCUACUUCCAAGUUCCAUGAUGCGGUACAUUGUAUUUCACUGUUGAUAUGGCAGGAGUUGUAAGAGUCAAAUGAAAGGCAAAUAGCUGAGUUUAUAAUUCUGAAGUAUUUUUCGUUAUUAGAACUAUACAAAUACUCUUGGAUUUUUCAUUU
Theobroma cacao (cacao) is the source of this 1126-nucleotide messenger RNA. RefSeq lists its product as uncharacterized. Lineage: Eukaryota; Viridiplantae; Streptophyta; Magnoliopsida; Malvales; Malvaceae. The record is from RefSeq and is a predicted model, not a curated record. Gene Ontology annotation, biological process: RNA splicing. Gene Ontology annotation, cellular component: nucleus.